Messenger RNA from Branchiostoma floridae (Florida lancelet), 2361 nucleotides. Its product is annotated as serine/threonine-protein phosphatase alpha-2 isoform-like. NCBI's taxonomy places the organism in Eukaryota, Metazoa, Chordata, Leptocardii, Amphioxiformes, Branchiostomatidae. Gene Ontology annotation, molecular function: protein serine/threonine phosphatase activity. The record is from RefSeq and is a predicted model, not a curated record. Gene Ontology annotation, cellular component: cytoplasm; nucleus. Bases 429 to 1373 code for a protein of 314 amino acids. The transcript has 9 exons.
CGUUCUGGUUGUGCAAAAGAAAUCUCCAAUAUGCUAUGUUCUACCGACCUGAUGAAAUUAUUUUCGGAUAUUUUAACAAUCAUUAGCUAACAACUAAAUACUACACACAAAAAGAUAACUAGCUAUAUUGAUGAAUGUUACACCUAUGUUAGGCCAUUAUUACCCGGACGCAUGAUUGUUUUUUUACCAAGCAAGAAAUACUAGUACGUGUAUCCUUCAAGCGCCACCAGACACAGGUCGCCGGUACUACAGCAAAGGAACACCUGCUCUCGGCACGUUUUCUACCGCCUGUCUGAACAUCCGCCCUGCUCAUACUGUCAGCCCGCCGAUCCAACGUCUCCCCGCUCCCGUGUGCUUUCCGUUGCCGGUGCGGUGUUCGGGCGAGCGUUUUGGGCGGCUUGGCGGGUUCUGGCGGCGGCGUUGGCCCCAUGUGCAGCACCAAGAAUGAUCUGGACGUUGACUGGUUAUUGGGGGAGCUUCUGGCGGUGCGGAAUCACCCCGGGAAACAGGUCCAACUGCCUGAGAACCAGAUCCGACAGCUGUGUCAGAUGUCGCGCGCUCUCUUCCUGGAACAGCCGAUCUUCUUGGAACUGAACGCACCCAUUAACAUCAUCGGGGACAUCCACGGGCAGUACGAGGACCUGCUCAGGCACUUCGACAAGUGCGGCUUCCCGCCAGACGCCAACUACCUGUUCCUGGGGGACUACGUGGACAGAGGAAAACGCUCGCUGGAGACCAUCUGUCUGGUGCUGGCCUACAAGAUCAAAUAUCCAAACAACUUCUUCCUCCUGAGGGGAAACCAUGAGUGCGCCAGUAUCAACAGGAUUUACGGCUUCUACGACGAAUGCAAAAGAAGAUACAACAUCAAGUUGUGGAAAACUUUCACGGAUUGCUUCAACUGCUUGCCCAUAGCUGCCCUGGUGGAGGGGACCAUUUUCUGCACACACGGUGGCCUUUCUCCCGACCUGGCCGACUUGCGACAGCUGCGUGAGAUUGACCGUCCUCUAGACGUGCCUGACCAUGGCCUCGUGUGUGACCUGCUGUGGUCAGAUCCAGACGAGGACAUCACGGGGUGGGGUGAGAAUGACCGAGGCGUGUCCUACACGUUUGGCGGGGACGUGGUGAGGAACUUCCUGAGGAAGCACGACUGCAGCCUGAUCGUGCGCGCGCACCAGGUCGUGGAGGACGGGUACGCUUUCUUCCAGAAGAGAAAGUUGGUGACAUUAUUCAGCGCUCCAAACUACUGUGGCGAGUUCGACAACGCGGGAGGUGCGAUGAUAGUGUCCGAAAACCUCACCUGCUCCUUCAGUAUCUUACCGCCAAAGUCAAAGUUUAAGGGUCUCAAGUCGUCGAAGAAGAACAGCAAAACAUAAGACGUUCGGCAGGACAAGACGCCAGCCUUUAGGGUGCUGGACUGUGACAUACAAGGAGUAAGAUCCAGUGCAAUCAUCAGGAUUAUCAUCGGUAGAGCCAAGGAGCUUUUGAAGAAAAGCUCCUUGGUAGGGCAGUCUCAUUUCGUACAGUGCUAUUUACAGAACUUUUGCGGAUUACAGUUACGUACCAAGGGACCUUUCCAACGAUACCAAGUUAAACUUACCGGAAGAUAUUUUAAUCAGAGAGGCUUUUUUCAGAAAACAAUUUCGUCAGGAUGGUAGGAGAUAGGAGCUUUCUGAGGAAGGUUUCUGAGAGACAGUACUAAUUGUGUAAAAGAAAGCUCCAAUAUCACAGAAAGGCUUUUAUGACAGACAACCAUCUUGUUUCCCGAGAGAAAUAUGAUUUUUGGUAGGCGAAGUGGAAGAUGAUGCUAGGAAAUCAAGUCACACUUCAAAUAUAUGCGUAACAGUAUCAACCAAGGACCAAAGUUAAGUAAAAUACACCUGGUUCAACGUUAUAGCUGCACUAGCGACAGCGUCAUAACUGCCCAUCCAGUUAAUUGCGUACCUUUACCUACGAUGUUUGGUACAUUCAUUGAAAAUUCUAGACUUACGAGGGCACGAUUAGAUGCCGGCUAGAAUAGUGGAAGUAUCGCCCAAAAGCAUCCACUGUCUUUAGUAAGCGACACUGAAGCUAGCUAGAGAUCUGGUACAAACUGGUUUUAUACCCUAUGUGUUGAAAUGCAGAAGAUCUGACAACAAUUUUGGAUUGUCCAAUAGGAAAGUAAUAUUCACUAAAUUCAAUAUUACAGUCAAUUACAUACCUCAUGUUUUGAAUAGAUUGCGAGAGUUUCAGGCAAAAUGUUCACACCUUGAAGAGUAGGAACUUCUUUACUAUCAAAAAUGUGUAGGUUUUAAAAUGUUAACAGUCACGUAAAUGACAGAAUCACAUCAAUUCUAUAUUGAGUUAUAACUAAACGUGGUACAA